AUGCACUUGAACGCUCCAAUACCGCGUGGCCGGAAGCAUGGGAGCUUACUACAACGCCGGCAAUCACCGGGAACCGGUCAGAAUAUGGUCUUUAUUAUUCUCGGUAGUCUUGCUGCUAUAGUCUUGGCAGGGACCUUGAUCAUCUGCAUAAGAAAGUCCCGGGCAGACAAGAAGAAGCUCAAGGGUGCACAAACACAAGAUGCAAAUAAGGGAGGCAUUUUUAAGUGGAUAUAUGGGAGACAAGGGCGUUAUGCGCAGACAGCAAGCGAAGACGGCGGGGAAAGCGCGAGGCAGUCACAUCAGCUUGAUUCCAAUUCACCGUCAACGAACAGCCGACAAAAUCGCAACAGCACUCGCAAUAAUAACACCAACGGCAGCAGUAACAACAAUGCCUGUGCAACCAUCGAUAGAAACACUUCCGUCCGCUCCGUGCUUACUCUACCCGCCUACCGACAGAGUGCUAACCCCAAUGAGCAAGUCUUGGGAAGAGAGGGCGAACGAGAUGGCGUUGAUGUUAUCAUCGACUUGCCAACUGCAGAAGCAGAGGAGGAAGCACGAAACGAAGAGAUGGAAACAAUGUACCAGAUAAGGUUGGCCAGAAGACAAGCUAUUGCGGAGCGAGAGGAGCGCAGAGAGCGCCGCAGAGAGGCACGGCUUCGAAACGACUAUCGCGAGUUGGAGGCCAUAAGAGCUGAAACCCGGGCUGCGAACGAGGACAACACCAUCACUGAACUACGGACAACUGUGGACCAGCUUAAAGACAACAGACAGAGAUCAGUGUCGAGUGUGUCAUACGCAGACGUAGGCGUCGCACGCCACGAUGGAACCAGGAUCAGAGCGAAUAGUAUCGAGAGCGAACGUGUUGGUUUGCUGUCUGAUGCUGCGAGCAUGCAAUCAGGACACCAACGCGGGCGAAGCUUUAGUUCUGCCGCUAGCCACGACGAUGACUUUUCGAGUCUUGCGCCUGCUCGCUCACGGGGAGCUUCUAUCCGAUCAGGCAGCGCAGAUGGUAGAGCCGGGUCGAGCCCUGAACUGGUGGAAGCAGAUCUUGGUGACGAAGCGAUGCCUCCUCCAGAGUACGAGGACAUACCGCUUAACGACGAUCGAUCUUCAAACCACGGCCCCCCGCCCAACUAUCCUGGUCCUGAGCAGUCAGUAUCGCAGGGAACAUCGCAAACUACAGAGCGAGAUCUGGGAUCGGAUUGGCAAAUGGCUGAGGCACCAGCCACUGCCGGACACAACAGCAAUAGUUCUCGCAACGGUGAAGGCAACGGUGCAGCUCCGCAACUACCAAGCUUGAGUAUUCCACAGUUACCUGAAAUCGUUAUCGAACCCUCAAGCGCAAACCCGCGAGACGGCGAACGGUCACCACAUCGAUGA
Messenger RNA from Fusarium pseudograminearum CS3096, 1380 nucleotides. RefSeq lists its product as uncharacterized. The record is from RefSeq and is a predicted model, not a curated record. The transcript is spliced from 2 exons. Lineage: Eukaryota; Fungi; Ascomycota; Sordariomycetes; Hypocreales; Nectriaceae. The coding region runs from base 1 to 1380 and encodes 459 amino acids.